Lodderomyces pseudojiufengensis is the source of this 2186-nucleotide messenger RNA. RefSeq lists its product as uncharacterized. Lineage: Eukaryota; Fungi; Ascomycota; Pichiomycetes; Serinales; Debaryomycetaceae. The transcript has a single exon. Gene Ontology annotation, cellular component: fungal-type cell wall. Gene Ontology annotation, biological process: cell adhesion. The record is from RefSeq and is a predicted model, not a curated record. The annotation marks the transcript as partial.
AUGUUCUUAAAAGUGUUAAUAUUAUUUAUCACAGUAAUUUUUCAACAUGUUUUUGGGGCUCAAGUUUCAGGUAUAUUCACUAAUUUUAAUUCACUUACAUAUACCCCAACAGUAGGUUAUACUCAUGCUGCCCCAAACAACCCAACAUGGCAAGCGACUUUAGAUUGGACGUUAGAUGGAACCAGGUUGUCUGCUGGUGAUACAUUUCAAUUAAUGAUGCCUUGUGUUUUUAAAUUCAUUACCGAUCAGACGUCUGUAGAUUUAACCGCUCAAGGAGUUUCAUAUGCAACAUGUCAACUUAGACCAGGUGAACUUAUUGUAGCUUAUUCAACACUUGAUUGUACAGUGAAACCAGCAUUAUCAACCAAUAAAGCUUAUGGGUCAUUAACUAUUCCAUUAACUUUCAAUGUGGGAGGAUCUGGGAAUCUGGUUGACAUGGAAGAUGCUUCUUGUUUCGAUGGAGCAGGUCAAAAUACAGUUACCUUCAGAGAUGGGCCAAAUCAAUUAUCAAUUGUGGUAAAUUUUGAUAUUCCAGAUGUUACAAGUACAACUCUUGGUUAUGAUGCUGUUAGAAUAAUACCUACAUUAAAUAAACAACAGAUUUAUGCACUUCCUCACAGUUGUCCAAAAGGUUAUUCAAGUGGUACGCUUGGUCUUUCAGCUAAAGGAGCUCAAACAUUUGAUUGUUCAAAUUGGCAUUUUGGUUUUUCAAAUACUAUGAAUGAUUGGUAUUUUCCAAGAGAUUUCACCACCAAAUAUAUGACAACACAACUGUGUACUCCUACUUUAGUUACUUUUUCAUUUAAAGACGUUCCGGCUGGCUAUAAACCUUUCAUUGAUAGCUUUUAUAACGCUGUUAAUGGCCAGGAUGUCACAUUUGAUUUAAUAUCUCAAGUAUAUUGUACUGGAAGCUCAAUCUAUUGGGAUGACUCAAAACCACAAUCAUUUUACAAGUAUAAUCAAUCUUUAGCUUUUGCUGAUGGUCAUGUUGUGGUAGUUACAACCAAAACUGUUACAGGUACAGCUCCAACACUGAUUACUACGCUUCCAUUCAAUCCCACCGUUGAUAAAACUCAAACAAUUCAAGUUAUUGCUCCAGUUCCCACUGUUACAGUCACAAAAUCUCACGUAGGCUUGUCAACAUCCUAUAGCACAGUCACUAACAGUCCAGGUGGCACAGCAACUUAUUUUAUAGAUAAUCCAUAUCAUUUAACAACUACACUGUCAUUAUUUUAUUCAGGAAAUACAAAAUCCACUUCCACUUUUAUUAAUCCAAGUGGAACUUUAGAUACUGUUUUCAUUUAUUAUCCUGUUAAUCCAACAACCACAGUUUCAUCAUAUUGGUCAAAUUCUUAUACUUCAACAAGUACUGCUACAAAUGGUCCAGGUAAAACAGAUUCAUUGGUCAUUCAAUAUCCUAAUAAUCCAACGGUUACAAGCUCCAUUUUUUGGACAGGAGUUUCAACUUCAUUUUCCACUACAAAAUUACUGGCAGGAAGUUCAGACACAAUCGUAAUAGCUUAUCCUUCCAAUCCAACUAGAACUACUACUAUUUAUACCGGAUCCCUGUUGACUACAACCACUCAAAAAAAUGGACCAGGAAGUGUAGAUUCAGUGAUUGUCAAUUUUCCUGUAAAUCCUACUUCAACAAAAACUCAAUAUUAUUCAGGAUCUACUACUUUAACAUCAACUAUUACAGCUACAAUUGGAGGAACUGAUUCAGUUAUAGUUAAUUACCCAUCAAAUUCAAUUUUAACUAAAACUCAAUAUUACUCAGGAUCUACAAUUUUCACAUCAACUGCUACAGCUACAUUUGGUGGUCAAGAUUCAGUAAUUGUUAAUUAUCCAUCAAAUCCAACUACAACCAAGACUCAAUAUUAUUCAGGAUCUACUGUUUUUACUUCAACUGCUACAGCUACAUUUGGUGGUCAAGAUUCUGUUAUAGUUAACUAUCCUUCAAAUCCAACUUUAACUAAAACUCAGUAUUAUUCAGGAUCAACUAUUUUUACUUCAACUGCUACAGCUACAUUUGGUGGUCAAGAUUCAGUAAUAGUUAAUUAUCCUUCAAAUCCAACUUUAACUAAAACUCAGUAUUAUUCAGGAUCAACUAUUUUUACUUCAACUGCUACAGCUACAUUUGGUGGUCAAGAUUCAGUAAUAGUUAAUUAUCCUUCAAAUCCAACUUU